AUGCUAUCGCUAUCAACAGCUCUUCGUCGAUCCGUUCGUCAGUUACCGCUGAGGCUACAUACUGAUCCCACCCAGCGUGACAGAUCUCGCUCGCGCCGCCGCUCUCGCAGCCCUCGUCGCAGCCGUCGCUCUUACGAUUCCAGAUCCCGCUCACGCUCGCGUGAUAACUACAGAAGAGACGAACGCAGAUCUCGCUCGCCCGUUAACGGAUCCGCCGCCGCUCCCAACUACGCAGCCAAUAACAACGCGUAUCCUUCCGAUCGUGAAGGAGGUGCCUCAGCAGCUGCUCCUCCCAGAAACUUCGAAGAGCGUGUCGUCGCCAAAGAACAAAUGAUGCAGAACGUGCGCGAACACUCUCAACAAGACCGUCGUGUCUACGUCGGCAACCUCUCCUACGAUGUCAAGUGGCACCAUCUGAAGGACUUUAUGCGUCAAGCUGGUGAGGUGAUCUUCGCCGAUGUCUUGCUUCUCCCAAAUGGAAUGUCGAAGGGAUGCGGAAUUGUGGAAUAUGCAACCAGAGAUCAAGCUCAAAACGCGGUCAACACUCUCUCGAACCAGAACCUCAUGGGUAGACUGGUCUACGUUCGCGAGGACCGUGAAGCAGAGCCCCGCUUCAGCAGCGGCGGUCAAGGUGGUGGUAUGCGCGGUGGCUUCCAAGGAGGCAUGCGCGGUGGCUUUGGCGGCGGCUAUGAUGCUAUGGGCGGUGGCUCUGGCAUGAUGGGCGGAAGCCGCCAGAUCUACGUCUCCAACCUUCCCUAUACUGUUGGCUGGCAAGAUCUCAAGGACCUCUUCCGUCAAGCUGCUCACACUGGCACUGUCGUCCGUGCUGAUGUCCAUGUCACUCCCGAUGGCCGCAUGAAGGGCUCAGGUAUCGUCGCCUUCGACAACCCUGACGACGCUCAGGUCGCCAUUCAGCAGUUCAACGGAUAUGACUGGAACGGUCGCAUUCUUGAAGUCAGAGAAGACCGCUUCGCUGGCCCGCCCGGCUUCGGUGGCGGCCGUGGUGGCUUCAUGGGCGGACGUGGAGGUUUCGGUGGACAGUUUGGUGGUCGUGGUGGCUUUAUGGGCCGUGGCGGCUUUGGUGGACAAUUCGGUGGUCGUGGAGGGUUUGGCGGCGGUUUCGGUGGUGCGCCUCCUGGCGGGUUCCACGGUGGUCCCCCUCCUGCUCCCGCUCCUCCUAACCCCUUCACCGAUUUUGCAACCUCCGGUGGCGAGCCUGGACCUGUCAUCUACGUCCGUAACCUGCCCUGGUCUACUAGCAACGAGGAUCUGGUCGAGCUCUUCACAACCAUCGGCAAGGUCGAACGUGCUGAGAUCCAGUACGAGCCUAAUGGCCGCUCGCGCGGCACUGGUGUCGUCGAGUUCGGCAGCGCAGAAGAUGCCGGCACUGCCAUCACCAAGUUCUCUGGAUACCAAUAUGGUGGUCGCCCUCUUGGUCUGACCUACGUCAGAUACUCCAACCAGCAGCCUGCAGUGGACCCCAUGCAAGGCCAAGAACAGACUGGCGGCAUGCCCAUGGGUCUUACUCAGGAUCAAAUUAUGUAA
Molecule: messenger RNA, 1545 nt
Organism: Aureobasidium melanogenum CBS 110374
Lineage: Eukaryota; Fungi; Ascomycota; Dothideomycetes; Dothideales; Saccotheciaceae
Product: RNA-binding domain-containing protein
Exons: 9
Coding region: 1-1545 (514 amino acids)
Cellular component (GO): nucleus; cytoplasm
Molecular function (GO): mRNA binding
Source: RefSeq, a predicted model, not a curated record